AUGGCGUCGAACAGUGAAGUUCGCACAUCUCAGCUGCUGGACAUGGCACUGGAUGAUGUCGACAAGGUGCUGCGCCGGGGCAAGGGCACGCAUAAGGGAGGUCGGACCGCCAGUCGCUACCCUGAGGCGCAUAACGACUACCAGCCAGCUAGAAACAUGCCGCGUAACGUCAGGGGCGGACACCGCGAGCCAAUGCAGUCAUAUGGCUUUUCGAAGAACAGCUGCCAUGAGCAGACGCCUUCGUACGGAGACCAUCGUGGGAACUUUCACGGGCAAAUGCAGCCGUACGGCGACGCAAGGAAUGACCUGCGUGGGCAGUCACAACCGUUUGGCGACACCAGGAACCACUUCCAGGGACAAAUGCAGUCCUAUGGCGACGGAAGGAACGAUUUCCGUGAACACAGGAGCGACAACCGUGAGCACAGGGGCGGUGGCUACUACCCGAGGCAGCAGUACAGUGGCCCGGAUGCACCGCGCCGGGAGAGAUUUUACCCUCAAAACUACGGCGCUCGUCCGCUUCACGUCACUCCGUAUGGGCCUUCGUCGAAUGAACCUCGACCACCCAAGUUUAUUGUCCGCGUGACCAACCUGGAUCACAACGUCUCCCAUGAGCAACUGACGAGGCUAUUCGCUUCCGUGGGAGAAGUGGACAAGGUCUGGAUCGACUAUGACCGCACCGCGAGAUCUAGGGGCACAGGAGGCUGUGUUUUCAAAUCCAUGAGCGACGCCAAGUUUGCCAUUUCAAAGUAUGAUGGCAUAGACCUAUCCGGGCGACCGAUAUCGGUGUAUGGCGAGUACCAGGAUAUUCCCAGGCAACGCCCACGACCACAGAAUGUCAAUCGCAACACCAACAACGUGAAGUCACCGUGGUAA
Messenger RNA from Babesia bigemina, 873 nucleotides. Its product is annotated as THO complex subunit 4. The transcript has 4 exons. Gene Ontology annotation, molecular function: mRNA binding. The coding region runs from base 1 to 873 and encodes 290 amino acids. The record is from RefSeq and is a predicted model, not a curated record. Gene Ontology annotation, cellular component: nucleus. NCBI's taxonomy places the organism in Eukaryota, Apicomplexa, Aconoidasida, Piroplasmida, Babesiidae. Gene Ontology annotation, biological process: mRNA export from nucleus.